Molecule: messenger RNA, 1179 nt
Organism: Prunus persica (peach)
Lineage: Eukaryota; Viridiplantae; Streptophyta; Magnoliopsida; Rosales; Rosaceae
Product: protein STRUBBELIG-RECEPTOR FAMILY 5-like
Exons: 2
Coding region: 173-607 (144 amino acids)
Biological process (GO): protein phosphorylation
Cellular component (GO): plasma membrane
Molecular function (GO): protein kinase activity; ATP binding
Source: RefSeq, a predicted model, not a curated record
UUUCCUUCUUCCUUUUUCCCCUCUCUGUUUUUAUUCUUUUUCCUUCUUCCUCUCUUCUUCUUUUCUUUCUUCUCUGUCCUCCGUCUGCUCCAUCUCUCUUCCCUCUCUCUCUUUCUUCUUGCUCCAGCUGCCACCACCGAAGCUUCUUCUUCUUCUCCAUGGGGUCACUUCCAUGGCUGCCAAGGGCAAAAACCAGUCCCUACCACUAAACUCCAGAUCUGCCAUGGGGUCGUUUGACCCCAUUGACCCCAUGGUGGAUCCGCCCCUCAUAUAUGCAUGUCAGGUUGUGGCUGUGAAAAAGAUUGACUCCUCACUGUUUCAAGGCUCAGCGACACAAGAAUUUUCUGACAUUGUUGUAAAUAUCUCCAAGAUUCGCAAUGCCAACAUCACCGAACUUGUUGGUUAUUGUUCAGAACACGGGCAUAACAUGUUAAUUUACGAGUACUUCAGUAAUGGCUCGCUUCAUGAAUUCUUACACAUGUCAGAUGACUACAGUAAUCCCCUAACUUGGAACACAAGAGUCAGAAUUGCUUUAGGCACUGCCCGGGCUGUUGAGUACCUCCAUGAAGGCUGCUCUCCAUCCACAGUUCACAAGAAAAUCAAAUGAACUAAACAAUGCACCAAAAAUUGUUAAACGUAGUUGUCAUAUUAAUUGCUCCUAUUUUUCCUUCAAGCUUGAAUUAUAAAUAUAGUCUAUCGCUUCUUUUUAUAUUAAAAAAAUUACUAAUAAUUUGAGGCCAGACAAUAAAUGAACUAAAUAAUGCACCAAAAAUUGUUAAACGUAGUUGUCAUAUUAAUUGCUCCUAUUUUUCCUUUACGCUUGAAUUAUAAAUAUAAUCUAUCCCUUCUUUUUAUAUAAAAAAAAUUACUAACAGACAGUAAAUGAACUAAAUAAUGCACCAAAAAUUGUUAAACGUAGUUGUCCUAUUAAUUGCUCCUAUUUUUCCUUUAAGCUUGAAUUAUAAAUAUGAUAAUCGCUUAUUUUUAUAAAAAAAAACAAUUACUAAUAAUUUGAGGCCAGACAAUAAAUGAACUAAAUAAUGCACCAAAAAUUGUUAAAUGUAGUUGUCAUAUUAAUUGCUCCUAUUUUUCCUUUAAGCUUGAAUUAUAAAUAUAAUCUAUCGCUUCUUUUUAUAAAAAAACAAAAAACAAAAAAACUUUCACUUUUAGAAAAAGCCA